AUGUCUUUCCCGCUCGCGGGCAAAACUGCGAUUGUCACCGGCGGCGCAGGUGGGAUCGGGUUUGCAGUGGCCUCGAGGUUCGCCCGUGAAGGGGCAAGUGUGGUUCUAGUUGGCCGCUCCCAACGCAACCUGGAAACGGCAUCCGAAAAGCUCAAAUCGUCCAUCCCGACUACAGGGAUCACACCCAUUCAACAGCAUGCACAUUUUCGGAUGAGCGUGGACAAGCCGCAGGACUGGGAAAGAUUGGCGGCAAAGUAUCCCAAAACACACUACCUCAUCAAUUGCGCCGGCGAAACCCAGCGCUCCCUCCUCUUCCAGCUCAGCGAGGAGGGCAUAAACGAGCAAUUAUCCAUCAAUCUAUCCGGCGCCAUCUACGGAGCCAGAUAUGACGAAGAUAAGGGGGUUUCACCCUCAUCUGCGUGUAUCAUCAACAUCUCGAGCUUGCUCGCGUACAGGGCGGAUAAGGGCACGUCGGUGUAUGCUGCUGCCAAGUCUGGGCUACACGGUCUGACUACCUCGCUUGCUCACGAACUGAGUCGUCACCGAAUUCGCGUCAACACGGUUGUGCCAGGGUACAUCUUAACCAACAUGACGAAGGAUAUCGAGAAGCAAUCAGAACUGGCCGAAAGGAUACCUGUCGGCCGGUUCGGCACCCCCGACGAGGUCGCCGAUGCCGUCGCUUUUCUCGUAAAGAAUGAGUAUGCGAACAACUGCAUGCUCAACCUUGACGGCGGUUUGAGUGCCGUGUAA
Molecule: messenger RNA, 750 nt
Organism: Dichotomopilus funicola
Lineage: Eukaryota; Fungi; Ascomycota; Sordariomycetes; Sordariales; Chaetomiaceae
Exons: 5
Coding region: 1-750 (249 amino acids)
Molecular function (GO): oxidoreductase activity, acting on the CH-OH group of donors, NAD or NADP as acceptor
Source: RefSeq, a predicted model, not a curated record